AUGGAGAGCAGCGCAGCGGCGGCGGCAGCAGGCGGAGGGGCGGCGGCGGAGAAGAUGAAAGUGAUGGUGGCUGUAGACGACAGCGACGAGAGCUUCCAGGCCUUGCAGUGGGUUCUGGAUAACUUGUCACAAAAUUAUCAAUCCAAUUUGCUAAUCACAAUCGUCCACGUCAUCGAACCUCUCUCUCACUUUGUCUACCCUAACCCCGGAGUUCAUGCCGUGUUCCCGACAACCUCAGUCAUACAGUCUGUGAACAAAGCUCAGGAAGAAGAUGCAUCUGCUAUUCUCACUCAUGCACUCGACAUCUGCACUCAGAGAAUGGUUAAAGCAAAGACAUCAAUAGUUGAAGGAGAUCCAAAGGAGAUGAUAUGCAACGUGGCAGAUCAAAUGGGCGUUGACCUCAUCGCUAUAGGUAGUCGUGGACUUGGAAAAGUCAAGAGGGCAUUCAUGGGAAGUGUUAGUGAUUACGUCAUCCACCACGCCAGCUGUCCUGUCCUCGUCAUCAAGCCAUCAGCAGCUAGCUAG
Erythranthe guttata (spotted monkey flower) is the source of this 525-nucleotide messenger RNA. RefSeq lists its product as uncharacterized. NCBI's taxonomy places the organism in Eukaryota, Viridiplantae, Streptophyta, Magnoliopsida, Lamiales, Phrymaceae. The record is from RefSeq and is a predicted model, not a curated record.